GUUCUGGCUAACACCAUGAUCAAGCGUGAAAUGGCCAAAACCUUUGCUGAAGCUCUGAAAGCGUCUCUAGAGACCCGGCUCAUUGUUGUAGACGACAGUGAUGAAGAGGAAGAAAAAAGGUUAAUGAAACAAGCCGAACAGAAGCCUUGGGAAUGCUUACCUUACAAUGUGCUAGUAAAUAUUUGUAGGUUUCUUCAAGGAAAAGAUCGUUCAAGGAUGGCGCUUGUGUGCAGGUCCUGGUAUGAAGCCACUAAAAAUCCUUCCUUGUGGAGGAGCUACGUCUUCUACCUCUACUCCAACAAUGAGGCGCCGCGAGGCCUCAGCUGGCUCAGCACUAGGGUCAACCACUUAAGGCAUGCCACGAUCAUGUGCUUUGGGAACUUUGAUCGCUACAGAGACAAAUUCCUUCGUGCUCUCCACCACGCGAGCUUGCUUAACCUGGACAUCAAUGGGGCAGCUUAUUGGUGGUCAGCAUCCACAGGAAGAGCUACCUGUGACACUGUAGUAGCCAAAAUUGUUCGACUUCUGAAGACACAGCGUCGAUUGGUUGGAUUCCAGAUGAGGCAGGCCAUGCUAGACUUUAAGACGGGUAUGGGAGUGCUAGACGCCAUUGCUACGGCAUCAGGGAAUACUCUUCUCCGUCUGGGCCUAGAGGACUUCUUCGGGGACGACAUCGUCCUGAACGUGCCUUCCAUGCCGGAGAGGUUCACUCAGGGCAUUAUGAAGUUUCCAAAUCUGAAUGAUUUGACCAUCAACUAUGAAUAUUUAACUGAUAGUUUGCUACAAUGGUUGGCGCAAACAGGAAAAAAAAAGUCCGUGCAGCUAAACGUUGUCUCCUGGCUGACAAAUAUUCCAGUUCCAAUAGUAUCCCGACAUGCCUGGGCUCAAGUCGCUACGCAGUCUGACGUCAGAGUGUACCUCAUCUUACAGAAUAUAAGAAGUAUACGAGAAGUAACAGAUGCCAUCCUCUUACCCGAGAUUCCAUUGCAUAGGCUGGACAUUGUAGGCAUCGCGGCUCUUGGUAACGACAAUGUCCAAGACAUCAUCCUCAUGUUGCAGCACAUUGGAGACUGUUACGGGAAAACCUUGUCAGGAUUUCGUCUCUGGAGUGACAACGACGUCUGCGAAGAAAUCGAAGAGUCCAUUUUGCAACUGUUGAGGAAAACGCCCCAGUUGACGUACCUCGACCUUCACAUGGAUGUCCAGGCACAGUUUCUAGGAAUUCUGUGCACACUGCAAACAAAAAAAUCCAUCCACCUAAAGACGCUAAGGAUGGCUCGAUCUCUUACAGACUUUGUAGAAUUUGAAGGCUUCAGGCAUGAAGUGCGUACGUGGUUUCCAGUGCUGAAGGAGCUCAAUUUAGAUUUUCAUAUUCGAGCAGAAAGCGCUCCAAACCACAGCGCUUGGAAUGAAUAUGUUUUCAUUAUCGCAGAUGUGGCGGGCAUUGUAGACAGUGCAGAAGAUAAAUUCCAGGCUGAGGACACCUUCAGCGACAGCAGCAACAACAACAUCACGAAUCCUAACCUGAGAACUCCUUCUGGCAGUUCUAUGUUCGAAAGUCCAUUCAGAGACACUUCACUCUACUAUAGCGGCAGUGAAGACAAUUCUAAGAAAUGUGAGCUUAAAUCAAAACUUUGAACAAUCCAGUACAAUGGCAACAAGCUGGGCUAUCCAACUGAAACUAAUAUUUAUUAGUACCAGCUUAAAACAGACAAUAUCUUUAACAAAAAACAGGUCUAAUUAUUUAACGGUAGUUUACUGAAAAUCAUAGGUCUAAUUAUUUAACGGUUGUUUAAAAAAAAUAUUACGCUCUAUAUUUUCUACAGAAACUUUAAGUUUCCAAAAUAUUCCGAUUAAUUGAUAAGCUUGAUUUAGGUGUUGAUGUUCAUAAAUAUUAAUGUGUAUACCAUCUAAUGCUGUAAUCUAGAAUGAUGCUGAUAUGUAUUUUUUAUACGGACACAACGUCUGACUUUCUAUUCCUUCUUUGAACUCAUACUUUGUAUUGUGUACUCCGUUAUUUUUUUUAAUGAAAUAUAUAUAUAUAUAUAUCAAUCAGAAUUGGAACACUA
Biomphalaria glabrata is the source of this 2069-nucleotide messenger RNA. RefSeq names its product F-box only protein 39-like. Gene Ontology annotation, molecular function: protein binding. The record is from RefSeq and is a predicted model, not a curated record. Lineage: Eukaryota; Metazoa; Mollusca; Gastropoda; Planorbidae. The transcript is spliced from 7 exons. Bases 16 to 1638 code for a protein of 540 amino acids.